GAAAAAGUGGGGGUAAAGGGAUCAUCGCGCUCUGCUUUUGCGGUAGUCUCGAGGGGCUUUCCUUGUUUUUGUUGUGAUUUCAGUGAUUUCUAUUUUGCGAUGGAAAUUAUAAAUAAAUUACACAAUGACUGAGAUGUUUUUUGCAAGAACUUACACUGCUUUGUUACAAUUGCAAUCGUCGCGUGUACAUAACAAUUUGGUUCGUCAGUUAGUUUUAAUUCCAUCGUCGCAGUGAAAGGAAGCAAAAACUAAACGCCUCCUCCGAUUUCGCGGUGUGUGCAAAUUAACUCCAGCAAUUUGUGAGACAAGUGAACAAAGCCAGGGGAGAGAUUUCGAGACUGCAAGAAAAAUACCACGAUUAGAGAUGUCAUUUGGCGGUGGAAGCCCAGGAAAAGAGUCUACAAAGACCGCAAUAUCAGCUGAUGAAAAUCUUUUGCCCAGAGAUUACAGUCUGGUGAGUCUCGCGUCGACCAGCAGUCAAGAUGAGAAUUUCUGUUCGCGCAAUCAUGCAGAUUGCACACUCAAGAGAAUGCAGUUCUACCUGGAGAACCAGAAACUCUGUGACGUGGUGCUAAUUGCUGGUGUGGAUGGAAAGCGAGUCCCUGCCCAUCGUCUCGUCCUCUCUGCUGCCAGUGCCUAUUUCGCAGCAAUGUUCACUGGUUCCCUGAGAGAGAGUGAUCUCCAGGAGAGGGAGAUAACUCUUGGCGAGGUGACAGGAACAGCUCUUCAGCUCCUCGUACAGUAUUGCUAUACGGGCUCAAUAGAACUGCGCGAAGAUACAGUUGAGACUCUCCUGAGUACAGCCAGUCUGCUUCAAUUGGGAGCCGUUGUAAAUGCAUGCUGCACGUUCCUUGGACGUCAGCUGCAUCCGUCCAAUUGUCUGGGAUUUGCUCUGUUUGCUGAGCAACAGAGCUGCGAGACACUCCUGAAAGUUGCCACAAACUAUACCUGUGAACAUUUCAUGCAAGUCUGUAGAAAUCAAGAAUUUUUCCAAUUGAGUUCUGAACAAUUGGGAAAAUUACUGGCCAGCGAUAAUCUCAAUGUGCCAUCUGAGCAGGAGGUCUUUCAUGCUUUAUUGGCAUGGAUUCAGCAUGAUCCCAAAAAUCGUGAGAAGCACAUUCCGCAGCUCCUAGCUCUGAUCAGGCUCCCACUGCUUCACCCGGCGUUUAUCACUGAUCAUGUGGAAGCUCUGUGCGAGAGUGCUAACUGCCAGGAGCUGGUAAUGGAGGCUCUGAAGUGGCAUUUACUGCCGGAGCGUCGUGCAGUGAUUGCCAGCCAGAGAGCCCGCCCGAGAAAGUCGACGAUGGGAAAAUUGCUAGCUGUAGGAGGGAUGGAUGCCCACAAGGGCUCCAUAAGCAUCGAGAGUUACUGUCCACGCCUCGAUCAAUGGAGUCUGGUGAAGAAUAUGACUGCCAGACGAUUGCAAUUUGGCGUCGCUGUUAUGGAUAACAGGCUAAUUGUAGUGGGUGGUCGCGAUGGUCUAAAGACACUCAAUACCGUCGAAAGUCUUGAUCUCACAACAAUGGCCUGGAGCAACCUCCCACCGAUGAUUACCAAUCGCCAUGGGCUAUGUGCUGCAGUCCUCGGGGGUCCUCUCUAUGUGAUUGGAGGCCACGAUGGCUGGAGCUUUCUCAACACUGUUGAACGUUGGGAUCCCUGCACCAGGACCUGGAGCAAUGUGGCUCCCAUGACAUCUAUGCGAUCAACUGCUGGAGUUGCAGUGCUCGGAGGAUAUUUGUAUGUUGUCGGUGGACGAGAUGGCAGCGGAUGUCAUAGAUCUGUUGAGAGAUAUGAUCCCCACACCAACAAAUGGAGCCCUCGAGCUGCCAUGGUCAAACGUCGAGCUGGAGUGGGAGUUACAGCAGCGAAUUUUUUCAUUUAUGCUUUAGGUGGACAUGAAAAUUCUGCAAAUAAUCCUUCAGCAUCACGAACAGAAACUGUAGAAAGGUACGAUCCGGGAACUGAUACGUGGACUCUAGUAGCGUCCCUGAACGUGGGCAGGGAUUCCAUUGGAGUCGCUCUACUGGGAGAGAGGAUUUUGUCCGUUGGCGGAUACGACGGAAAUCAAUAUUUAAAGACUGUCGAACAAUACGACCCGGAAACCAAUGAAUGGUCCCAAUUGGCCUCCUUGAACUUUAGCCGAGCUGGCGCUUGUGUCGUGGCUAUUCCCAACACAGCGGCUGUGCCCACAACUAGCAAUACAAAGUGGAGACCCGUAAGAUUUCUACCAUGUUAUGGGCGUCAAGUAAAGAUUUACGAUCAUUAUGUUUAGUAAACAAUACACCACAAGCAAGUAUAUUCAAUUGCAACUAUUGUUUUUUUUAUAUCUUUCAUAAAAAUAUAAUAUCUUGAAUAUCAUGUAUUUUUCUAAGUGAGUUUCAUGGGAAAUACAUUGUUGAUUCUCAAGCAAUAAACUAAAAACGUCAGUAUAAAAAUUUAUAAGACUAUAACUUAUGUGUUUGCACUUUGCAGACCGAUUGUCAUUACUGAGUAAGAGAGGGAAAGUUAAAUUCAUGCUCUAUAUCUUUACUGAACAAGGGAAGUUCACGCGAUUACCGCUACAGGCGCUUAAACCGUAAAAAAAACAUUGUUCAUCAUAAAGACUUUAACGCGGCAAAAAUAUAUGUCUUCCAAAGACAUUAAAAAUUCGAAAUGUUCCAGUCAGGUUUAUCUUGCUGUAAGAAGUUUAAUGGUAAAAAACGACUACGAUUGAUUACUAGCUUGUAGUUUUCGACAAGAGUCGGAAAUGAUUUACAGACAAUUGCGAGCUUUUGCUCUCUGGUUCAAAACCCUUUUCGGUUAAGGUUUUCUGGAAUUUCGGCUAAAUCAGGAAUUAGCUUUUUUGUGAUUGUACUUAUGCUUUUACAAGUACGACUACGGAGAUUCGGGUAAUGACCGAAAGACUUAAUCACUCGAAAUAUUCGUGUGAGAAAUUGCUGUACAUAAGCGAAGUAGAAUUACCCAAAAAAAGCUAUGCAAGCUUUUUUAAAGAGAUGCCAACUUCAAGGCAGACCUUACUUAGGACAAAAUUGUUUAAUCGAAUAGAAUAAUCGUAUGUCGUAAUCUUGAUUAUUUUUAGUUCGCGACCACAUUAAACCGGUUUAACCUUCAACCUUUUAAUAGUUCGUAAAAAAAAAUAAAAUUCGUUAUUAAAAUAAAUGAAAAAACCCACAACUUAAGAUUAAACAUUAAAACAAUUUUUUGAAUUUUUGAAACAGUCAUAAAAAUGAGUUUGGGCCACUGGCUUUGUGACCUAACAGUCCAUAAGUGUUAAAAUAAAUUUAAAAUAGUCUGCACGUUUUAAACAAAAAACGAUAUCGUUUUUUUCUUAUUAAAUUUUAUUUAUCCGUUUCUCGGAAUAAUAAAAUCCAACUUAAAUGCAUUGUUCUAUGCUUAAUUGCGUCUGCCGUCGCCUUAACACCACAGAUCACAUCAGAAAGUGGAAGAAAACCCGAAUUUUUAGCCAAUUUGUUUGUUGCAUUUUAUAUUUUUCUAAAUUUACCAAAAAUACCACAAUUUUAUCAGAAUUUAUAUGUGACAGAGGUAGGGACAACGAGCAACAGGAACAAGCAUAAUAAAAGAUAAUUCUUGAGAUAAAAAAAAACACGGGUUGCUGAUACACUGAGAGAAAUCCGAAAAAGUUAAAAUAACAUUCCGGAAAUGUUAAUUUUACCCUGCAUUAUUGAUCCGAAAUCGGCGUUAAUAUUAUGCUUUUUAGGUGUAUUAUGGGUUAAAGUUACCCUUUUUCAUAUUAAUUUUACACUUAAAAAGGUGUAAAAUUAACAUUAAAAAAUGUUGAUAUAUUUUUACACCUAAAAAGUGUUAAAGUUACGAGGAAAAAAAGUUAAUCGUACCCCUUUUUUCUCAGUGUAGGGGAAAGUGGAGCACCUUUGAAUUGUGGUACCUUCGAAAUUGUGCUUCUUUCUCCUAUUUUUAAAAAAUAUUUUAGAACUUAUCAUAAUGUAAUUUAGCUUAAAAAUUAAUUUGUUGAGUUACAUUUAUCAUGGUAAAGUCAAGGUCCAUUUAAAAAUAAGAAAAAAACUAUUUUAAAGUUACUCUAAUUCAAAGGUGCCCUACUUGUUGGCCGAAUGGAAACACGUGAAAAUGGAGAAAAUUAACCCAGCUAGAGUUCGUAGGGCAAUAGACCCUGCACAAGGUGGAUAGAUCCUUAAAGAAAGCUGAGUUUGAACUUGGUUUAAUUUUGCCCCUCUUACAAUGCGGCACAUAAUUUCGAAAGCUCUGUUGUAAUUCGAUCAGUAUAGAAUUUAAUUUACAACAAUCAAAACUUAAAAUUAUUUUUUUUACGUCCGGAAAACCCGUCAUGGUUUGAAAAUAAUAAACAUUACCACAGUGAGUAUGUAGAGAACGACCGACCCACCUACUUCUAAAAAACAAUGUCUAAUUUCUACUUUAUUGUAUUGGCGGGAGAAAUGAAUACAAUAAUUAUAGGGUGAAAGGAACACACAUUGACAUUUUAAUAACUUGUGUCAGGACCUAGGGUAAAUUAAGCUAAUUCAAAACCUGCUCCAAAUGGAAAUUUUUUUCUACGCCAAAUGGAAACAUCAUUGUUUUCACGAUAAAUACAGUACUAAAUUAUUAAAUUUAUUAAUUUUCUAUACCACAGUUUCAUUAUUUAGUUAAUUUUGCUUCAAAUAAAGCAAAAAUCCAUUCAUAUUUACAAAUUUUAAUUUGUUAAUUUCUCACUCAGAAAAAUUAAAAGUGUACCUUUUCAACAUUGAAUUUUUCAUAGAUCGACCAUGUUUUCCAAUGAAAAACACAAUGAGGUGACUGUUGUUUAUUCGUUUUGUUUAACAUUUAAUGUCACAUUUCUGGUUAAUUUUAGUUAAAGUAAGUGCUAAUCUUUAUUGUUAACGGUACGUGAAGUUUUCAAAUGAAAUAAUUACCUAUUUCGUGAACAAAAAAGGGGUUUUCUGAAGUGUCUGCAAAUGCUUCAAUAGGAAACCCCGGAAAUAUGAUUUUUUUGGAAAGAUUUCCUUAUUGUUUUAGAUGGGAAAGGAGAAAAGACCAGGAAUAAGAACAAAUCUUGCGCUCAGGAGAAACUCAACAAGAUUUUUGAAGCCUUUCGUCGCGGUUUCUCUUACACUGUUUGUCUCCAAUUAGAAACUUUCCCUUGUCUCCAUUUGGAUUAAUUUGUUUCCCAUAGAAGCAUUUUAAUAAAAAAAUCCCAUUUGGAGCAAGUUCUGAAUUAAGCUCUUCUACUCUGUCGAGAAGCCCGGAAUCACAUACCGUAGUCCCGAAAAAAUAGCCAGACCCUCGGGGGUAUUCUAUGAGGUCAAUAUAAAGAUAACGACGAUGCCCUUUUGGCAGAUAAAAAAGUGUCACUCAAGCCGGAAAGAAACCCAAAUCUAUUUUCAAAACAUCAUAAGUUCGUGAAACUCUCGCAAAGAUUUAUUAAGCAUUACAACUCACAAAAUUUUUAAGUCAAUUGUUCCAAUUUCAUUGACUUGUUCUUUAUGUGUUUUAUUCCAUUCAUUAUUUCUUUAAGUUAUUUAAUUUAAAUUUCUUCCAAACAGACUAUAUUACGAGCUUUCUUCUGUAUAGCGGCAAUGAUAAAAGCACGAAUUUACUUUUUUCCCCACUAAAAGAUCGCUAAAUUGAUUAUUAAACUGAUAAGAAGAAAAAUAAUAAAAUUGUAUAUUUCUCGACUGAAAAUCAAUUAAUGUAUUUCUCAAAAGAAACUCAAAAUUAUAUCUCAUCCAAGUGAAUAUCUUAUAGGAUUUUUCCUCUCCAUACAUAUGAUAGAGAUUCCAGUGUAGAAUAUAAGGCAUGUGAAUUAGGGCAUAAUUCAAUUAAGCAUCACGAUACGACUGAAAAAAUUAAGAUCUCAAAAAAGACUAUUUUAUUAAAAACAAAACAAGAGUAUUUUGUUAGAAGCUUUGAUAAGCAUAAUUAAUUAACCAUUUGCACAACUAAAAAAAAGAAUUGCUCAAGUCGAAUCGCAUUGCCAAAUUGGAUUCAGGCCUUAAAGUAAACUUUCACAUCAAAUUAAUUAAAAUUAUAUUUAGACCGAAUUAGCUUCACUAUUCUAUUUAAAAUAUUGUAUUUAGACGAAAAUUGUGAAAUAUAUAAAUUUUCUACGAUUUUAUGGAGAAUAUUUAGGAAUAAAAUAUUAAAUAAAA
Molecule: messenger RNA, 6140 nt
Organism: Phlebotomus papatasi
Lineage: Eukaryota; Metazoa; Arthropoda; Insecta; Diptera; Psychodidae
Product: kelch-like protein 5
Exons: 6
Coding region: 365-2272 (635 amino acids)
Molecular function (GO): protein binding
Source: RefSeq, a predicted model, not a curated record